GACAUUGAGCAGAUGCAUUGAUUCAAAAUUAAAUUUACAUAUUUGUGAAACAUCUCAAAGUUCUUUAUUACUAAAACUGGGAACUUAUGUUUAGUAUAAUCAAUACUCUAUUCUUAUAGAAAAACAUACUAUAUACCAAUGUUACUAGAUUAUCUAGUAUUCUAGGUACCUUGCUAUAUACUAAUUUCUACAUUCAUGUCAAGUAAACAUAUUGAACGUUGUUGACAUAUCUGAGAGCAAAGUUUAAAAAAUUUGCAGUAUAAGCUUCAGAUUUUAUUGUAUAAUUCUACAUUUUGUAGAUAAAUAUUAAUAAUAUUUAGAAAUGAGUCGAAAUAGUGAAAGAAGAGGUACAGAAAAACUACGUAUAGAGGAAGUAGAUAAAGAGUUUUAUGAAGCUCAAAAUCGUGAUUUAACACAAAAAUUAGAAAGACUAAAAGCACAUUGUACAGAAGUGGAAGAGGAAUAUGAGGAGACAAAGAGGGCGCUACAGAAACUUGAAGAGGACUCCUCCGAUAUCAUCGCCUAUCUCAAACGAACACUUCAAGAGAAAGCUGAUGAAAUCGGUGAACUACAAGAGAGGCUUACGGCUCUUCAACAGGCCCGAGAUACUGAAAAAGCCAUGUUCCUGGAGAGAAUCAGAAAUAUGGAGAACGAUUUCAAGACAAUGCAUGAACAGUUGACAUCAGAAAUCAAACUUUUGAAUGGCAAGUUGAAUUCGCUGGAAGAGUUCCGGAGUCAGAGAGAGGAACUGAUGAACAAAUUUCUCACUCAGGAAGAAGCCAUGGAAGAGCAAGAGAAACGCCACAAACAGACUCUCUACGAAGUGGAACGCAAAUUCAUAAUAGCCAAAGAUGAAUUGAAGAAGGACAUGGAAAGCAAACUACUGCAACUUUCUCUUGACUUCCAGAACGCCACACAGAUGCGAAUAGCGGCCACAACUCAAAGAGUCAUCCGAGAGAAUGUGGCUGUUAAUAAUGAGUUAGCUGCUCUGAUGGAAUCAUGGCGUAAUUUGACUGAUGAUGUCACAGCAUUGAAAGACAAAGACAAGAUAAUGCGUCUGGAAAUUGAAUUGCAAAAAGAAGAGAAACUAAUAAUCCUGAAGAAGAAUAAAAUACAAGAAAAGGUAAUUGAGAAAAUGACUAACCAAUAUGAAGAAUUGGAAUCAAAACACCAGAAAAUGAUGGAAUUCCAAAAAAGGUGUGAGUCACUGGAAACUCAGCUACAAGAAACACAGCAAUUGAUGGAGGAAGAGAAAGAGAAGUCAGAUAAAACAGCGGAGAAGCUGAGGGAGAUAGAAAAUGAUCAAGUGACGUAUAACAAGAAAUUAGAGGACGCCAUAUUGGAAUCUGAUCGCUUGCACGGUAUCUUGAGGUCGGCUUCUAAAGCUGUCAUGGAAGCUAUUAUUGUUGAACAAUCACCGACAGAUGACGAGGCAUUUAAUCUUAGUAAACGUCAGACUCUGUUGUCCGCUUUGCUUGGCAUGUUCAACAAAGCUGCCAUGCCUUUCUCUGCCCGUCUUUCUGGCAUGGAACCGUCUAUUUUCUCAGUGUCAGUAUCUGAGGACGAACUGACAAGACAGAUCUACGAAACGGGGAAUCUUGGCAUCAUAGGACGUCGGCUGGAGUCAACCAGCUUGGACUCUGGACCGGUCUCACUAACCGACUUACAAAAGUCUCCGACUCCCUCAGAAACUUCUAAAAAAUCGUCCUCACAGGCUCAAUUCGAAUAAAUAUUGCUUCAAAUAACUCCAUACUGAAUUAUUUACAUAAUUAAUAAGAAUACCCACUAUAUGUACAAUGAAAUUUACAUAUAAAUGUUUGAUUUCAUUUUGUAGACUAGCAUACCGGCUAGUCUAGUAUAAUUGUCCAAAAAGGCUCAAUACUAUUAAAACUCACUCAAUACAACAGCAUUU
Molecule: messenger RNA, 1912 nt
Organism: Nilaparvata lugens (brown planthopper)
Lineage: Eukaryota; Metazoa; Arthropoda; Insecta; Hemiptera; Delphacidae
Product: cilia- and flagella-associated protein 157
Exons: 10
Coding region: 323-1729 (468 amino acids)
Cellular component (GO): cilium; ciliary basal body
Molecular function (GO): microtubule binding
Source: RefSeq, a predicted model, not a curated record